AUGGCGGGCUGGUGGCGGGCGCUCCCGCGCGCGGCCCGGUCCUACCCUUGGCCCACGAACGUGUUGCUCUAUGCCGGGCUCUUCUCAGCCGGCGACGCGCUGCAGCAGCGGCUGCGGGGCAGCCGGGCAGACUGGCGGCACACGCGGCACGUGGCCACCGUGGCCGUGGCCUUCCACGCGAACUUCAACUACGCGUGGCUGCUCCUGCUGGAGCGCGCGCUGCCGGGGCGAGCGCCGCGCACCGUCCUGGCCAAGGUGCUGUGCGACCAGGUGCUCAGCGGGCCGGUGCACGUCUCUGCCUUCUACUCCGGUAUGAGUAUUCUCCAGGGAGAAGAUGACAUAUUUUUGGACCUGAGACAGAAAUUCUGGAAUACAUAUAAGAGUGGUCUAAUAUACUGGCCUUUUGUCCAGCUGAUCAACUUCAGCCUGGUUCCUGUUCACUGGAGAACAGCUUACACUGGACUCUGUGGUUUUGUGUGGGCCACCUUCCUAUGCUUUUCACAACAGGGUGGUGAUGGCACCUUGAAGUCAGCUUUUACUUUACUUCGUAUGAAGGGGGCAAAUGAAGCUGAAACGCUCCCAGAGAAAUGACAAGUCAAGAAAUCCCUGAAAUUGACUAAUUUUUUUUCCUUAAGCACAGAAGAUUGCCUGCAGAUGAAAUACUCUGCUUACCAGUUAUGUGCUCCAUUUUGAAGAAUUACUAUUCCAUAGACCCAAUUGUUUUUUAACUAGCAAUGAUAACUUUCAAUUUUAUUCAAAUCUCCUUUUUCUAUUUUUAAAAAUUAAUUAGGUUGU
Hippopotamus amphibius kiboko is the source of this 795-nucleotide messenger RNA. RefSeq names its product MPV17 mitochondrial inner membrane protein like (gene MPV17L). NCBI's taxonomy places the organism in Eukaryota, Metazoa, Chordata, Mammalia, Artiodactyla, Hippopotamidae. The transcript is spliced from 4 exons. Gene Ontology annotation, cellular component: cytoplasm; membrane. The coding region runs from base 1 to 591 and encodes 196 amino acids. The record is from RefSeq and is a predicted model, not a curated record.